Hemibagrus wyckioides is the source of this 2833-nucleotide messenger RNA. RefSeq names its product transmembrane protein 255B. The record is from RefSeq and is a predicted model, not a curated record. The coding region runs from base 1 to 1032 and encodes 343 amino acids. The transcript has 9 exons. Lineage: Eukaryota; Metazoa; Chordata; Actinopteri; Siluriformes; Bagridae.
AUGCAGCAGCCCUCGGUAUCAGAGCCAGACCCGUCAGAGCAGUACUCAAAGAGACGCUGCACAGCGAUGUGGUGCACCGUGGCUUUACACGCUCUGUCCAUCAUCAUCCUGCUGAUCGGCCUCAUGGCUGCUACCCGCACUGGAAAUGUGGCAGUGGCUGGUUACUACUCCGGCAUCAUACUGAGCUUUGGCACCUUCUUGGGCAUCGUUGGGCUCAAUGUGGUGGAGAAUCGCAGACCCAUGUUGGUGGCCUCCAUCAUUUUCAUCAGCCUGGGUGUGAUCUCCUGUUUCUUCUGCGCCAUCGUGGACGGCAUCGUCGCCGCCGAGUAUAUCGACAGGAGACCGCUAAUGGAAGGAAGGUGCGAGUUUUAUGCCAGCAGCUCAGGUUAUGCGUAUGACAACUACUACACCGAGGUUAUGUGUCAGAAUUAUAACCAAGACUGCAAGCUGAAGGUGAAGUCAAACACCUGUUACUGCUGUGAUUUAUACAGCUGUGAGAGCCCAGGAUACCACGCACAUUACUUUGAGUUCACGGGUGUGAGCAGCUGCUGGGACGUGGUGCAUCUGUACAGGCUGCUGUGGUCUGACGUGGUGCUCAACGUGCUGGGAGUUUUCCUGGGAAUCAUCACUGCCGCCAUACUGGGAGCCUUCAAGGACCUGGUUCCAGCUGUUCCAUCCCAGAUGUCUCCGCGGCCCGCUGCUCCACCGCACAUCCUCUAUAAUCCCACACAGCAUGUGGUCACCUACGCAGGAUUCUGCCCAUCUGGACAAGCCCUUCCUGCUUACCCCAAUUAUCCAGUGCCCCUGCAGCACCUGAACAGUUACCCCGCAGCAAGCCCUUCUCAGCCCAGCCCCGAGGUGCCUGUGUCUCCAUCAGAAGAGAGCCAGCCUCAGCCCAGCAAUAGCAACCCUGCAGUUCCAUCCCAGUCCAGCUGUCCAGACACCUCAGGCUACAUGCUCACUCCAAACGCACCCUCACUCUAUCCACACUCAUUAGGGCCUUUUGAAAAGCCUCCACCCUAUGCCUGCUGAAGGACUUCAUUAACCAUUCCAUGGAAACAGAGGUUACAAACAGUCCUGGUCUAACAUCGUCAGUAUUUAGAAGUGUAGAAUAAGAUGUUGCCUUUUUAUGAUUGAUGAUUAUAAACAACAUGAACUGAGGAAAUUAUUCAUUAGAACUAAUUCUGAUUUUAGCACUAGUCACAGCCAGAUCUGAUACUGACUCUGUUUUAUCCCUGUUAGCCACCAGGGGCAGGGAGAAUCACCUGGAUAACUUCACACGCAUCUCCAGACCUUCUGGUAAAGUCAUGUAGUCAAGUAUCACGCAUUAUUUGUAAUAAACACCACAGUCAUACAGCCAUCUCACUUUGCACAAAGUUCAGACCUUCUAUACCUUUGUUGUUUUUUCGGCUGCUCCAUGUUCAGGGUCGCCACAGCGGAUCAUUUGGUCCAAAUGUUUUGAUUUGGCACAGGUUUUUUGCCCGAUGCCCUUCCUGGCGCAACCCUCCCAUUUUAUCCGGGCUUGGGACCGGCGCUGAGAGUUAACUCUUUAGAGGCUGGGUUAGCUUUCUGCAAUAAGAAUGCAGGGUCGUGCCGCUGGACCACCAGGAGGCUCCGACCCUAUAUUCUUUUAUACUACAUAAUUCCAUUUAGAGCUAGUUGCUUAUACCUGCAUAUAACUUGUUAACGUUCUCUGUCUGAGAGUUAGCUCUACAUACUGCUGUGGUGGUGUUGCUCAGUAUUAAAACUCACCUUGGGUUUUCCUUCAGUGUCAUCUCUUUAGAGCUAUUCAUAUCUCCCAAAGUCUAAUAUGUGUGCUGCUAGCAUGGUUCAGUUCUCUACCACACACUUUCUUCAUGAGCUUACCAAGAAGUCUGCUGGACUCCACUAACAUGAUACUGCUGCUGGAGUAGAGUUCCCAUUUUACUCAACUGGCUAAUGUCUUUAUCCAAACUUUUCCAACUGACAGCUGAACAGGUUAACGGUUAAGGGCCCUGCCCAGGGGCCCAGACAUGCCAGCUUCUGAUCAUUAGCCCAGUGCUUUUACCACUCAGGCAUCCCUGCAUCUUCACCUGUCUUAUUCACGCCUUUAUCUUUCUGCUGAGUUAAGGAUUUCCCACACUUUCCACCACCUAACAGAAUGGUAGAACAGUACGUUCCAUUCUUUAUUACAUUUCCUUAACUGUACACAGCAUUUGAUGCUAAGCCCCAGCAUCCUUAGCCAGAUUCCCUACACUCAGGCUGAAGUUGCUAAGCACUGCUAGCAUGAUUCAGGAGGCACUCGGUCCCACAUUGAACUCAGAGACAAGAACAGGCCGCAUAAUUCUGGAACCAGGCUCAGAAGGGAACCUCCUCCUCAUUUGGGUGGCACUGGACAGUAAAUAAUUUCCCUUCUACAACAGUUUACAGUUACGUGGAUUUGUGCAACCAAGAGGAACUAAUAUGUCAGAACCAAACAAUGACCCGGUGAAUAAUUUCAAGGGCAAGAUGGCUGCAUGUCAGUGGUAUUUAUUACAUGUUCUGUCACUGCAUCCCUCUAUGACUGUGUUAGGUCUGAGUAUGGGUGUUUACCUACAUAAGGAGGUAUCAAGGUGAGUCUCACUGUCCCUAGUAGUUAGAGCUGGUAAGCCCUGGUUACGUAUUCUUCUGCAGGGGCAAUUACUCAAAACACCAUAUUAAUCCUACAAAAUUAACUUUAAAAUCCAUUUUGGCUUCUAAUAAAAGCACUGUAGGAAAUGAAACAUCAGAUCCACGCUGCACUACAUAAUAUCCAGACCAAAGAAUGCUUUGCUGCUCUACACGGUACAGAGCACAAACACAGUCUUAUUACAAC